CGCUUUGCUUUGACUGGAGCUGGAUUCGAAUCUAAACUGGUGAAUAAACGAGAGGAGAGGGUGGGCGGAGGUACAACUACAGGUACAGAUGUGCAGUGGAACGGAUUGAAACUGAAAGAUAUCAGUUUGAAGGAAUAUGGGUUUAACCGACGGUAGCAGAGAUGAUGAAUUGGCAGUGGAAAAGUCGUCUCCAUCUCAUCCUCUGCUAUCGACCAAAAUCAAUAUCCCCAAGGACUCCUUCAACUUUGCCUACGCAAUCUACUUCACAUUGGGUGCCGGUUACCUCCUCCCGUGGAACGCCUUCAUUACCGCCGUCGAUUACUUCAGCUAUCUCUACCCGGAUGCCAGCGUCGAUCGGGUUUUCGCGGUGGUUUACAUGCUCAUCUGCCUGGUGUGCCUCCUCGUCAUCGUCCUCUUUGCCCACAGAUCCCAUGCCUCGGUUCGAAUCAACGCGGGCCUUGUGCUGUUCGCGCUGUCCCUGCUCGUGGUCCCUGUCAUGGAUGUAGUCUAUAUCAAGGGAAGGACGGGCCUCUAUCCUGGCUAUUAUGUCACCGUUGCCGCAAUUGGCCUUUCUGGGGUGGCCGACGCCUUGGUCCAGGGCAGUAUUGUUGGUGCCGCUAGCGAGCUUCCUGAGAGAUAUAUGCAGGCUGUAGUUGCGGGAACUGCCGCGUCCGGAGUUCUGGUUUCAUUUUUGAGGAUUGUAACCAAAGCUGUAUUUCCACAAGAUGCUCAUGGUCUCAGAGAAAGUGCCAACCUUUAUUUCAUCGUUAGUAUUGCUGUUAUGGCCAUAUGCAUCAUCUUCUAUAAUGUUGCAGACAGGCUUCCUGUUAUUCAAUAUUACAAAGAAUUGAAAAUUCAAGCUGUAAACAAGGAUAAAAUUGAGGAGGGCUCCUUGACUGGGUCUUUAUUCAGAGCAACAUUGUGGGACAUUGUAGGGAGGGUGAAGUGGUUUGGGUUUGGGAUCAUCCUUAUAUACAUUGUAACCCUGUCAAUAUUUCCAGGAUAUAUUACGGAGGAUGUGCACUCCCAGAUCCUUAAAGACUGGUAUCCAAUCCUUCUUAUUACUGGCUACAAUGUGUUUGAUCUGGUUGGCAAGUCUUUGACAGCAAUUUAUCUCCCAGAGUCCUCUAAGAUGGCAAUUGGAGCCUGUGUGGCAAGGCUGUUGUUUUAUCCCCUCUUCCUGUUGUGUUUGCAUGGACCCAAGUUCUUCCGAACAGAGAUUCCAGUCUCCAUCCUAACAUGCCUUCUUGGGCUCACAAACGGCUACUUGACAAGUGUAUUAAUGAUCAUGGCUCCCAAGACCGUCCAGAUACAACAUGCUGAGACUGCUGGUAUUGUGAUUGUGCUGUUCUUAAUUAUUGGCUUGGCAGCUGGUUCGGUUGUGGCAUGGUUCUGGCUUAUCUGAUACUUGCACCUUUAUCUUUAUAUCCUCUCACUAAUUGUCAAUGUAUUGUGAGAAUCAAAUUUCUUAAACUGGAUUUCCAACUACUACAUUUUGUAAAACCUUGGCAUCUAUGCUGUAAGUUUUAUGUAUGUCUUGCUCAAUUUUUGAA
This is a messenger RNA of Macadamia integrifolia, 1553 nucleotides long. Its product is annotated as equilibrative nucleotide transporter 1. Gene Ontology annotation, biological process: nucleoside transmembrane transport. Lineage: Eukaryota; Viridiplantae; Streptophyta; Magnoliopsida; Proteales; Proteaceae. The transcript has 2 exons. The coding region runs from base 137 to 1405 and encodes 422 amino acids. Gene Ontology annotation, cellular component: plasma membrane. The record is from RefSeq and is a predicted model, not a curated record. Gene Ontology annotation, molecular function: nucleoside transmembrane transporter activity.